AUGGUCUCGAACGGCGGCUCAGGAGCGCAGACUCCGCAGACCCAAGCCCAAGUGCAGCCAUGUCGGUAUAAGACUGGCAAGACCUUGGGCGCAGGUAGCUAUUCGGUAGUCAAGGAGUGCGUUCAUAUUGAUACAGGAAGAUAUUAUGCCGCCAAGGUUAUCAACAAGAGACUUAUGGCCGGCCGUGAACACAUGGUUCGAAACGAGAUUGCCGUACUGAAGAGGGUUUCCAUGGGCCAUAGAAACAUAUUGACGCUGGUGGACUACUUCGAGACUAUGAACAACCUCUAUCUUGUCACCGACCUUGCGCUUGGAGGUGAACUAUUCGAUCGAAUCUGUCGCAAGGGUAACUAUUACGAGUCUGACGCCGGCGACCUCAUCCGAGCCACGCUCUCGGCCGUCGCAUACCUCCACGACCACGGCAUCGUACAUCGCGAUUUGAAGCCAGAGAACCUUCUCUUUCGAACACCUGAAGAUAACGCCGACCUUUUGAUCGCCGACUUCGGAUUAUCACGUAUCAUGGACGAGGAACAAUUCCACGUGCUGACAACGACAUGUGGGACACCAGGCUAUAUGGCACCUGAGAUCUUCAGGAAGACUGGUCACGGAAAGCCAGUUGAUAUUUGGGCCAUCGGCGUGAUAACCUACUUCCUGCUUUGCGGCUACACGCCCUUUGAUCGCGACUCAAACCUUGAGGAGAUGCAGGCCAUCCUCGUGGCAGAUUACUCCUUCACACCCCUCGAAUAUUGGCGGGGUGUCUCCCUCACAGCACGAGACUUUAUUCGUCGCUGUUUGACCGUUGAUCCGGCGGGACGCAUGACCUCCCACGAAGCCCUUUCACAUCCCUGGAUCACCGAUCUUGGCAAGAACCCCCCUGAGAGCGAGGAAGACCUGCUGCCUACUGUCAAGAAGAACUUCAAUGCUCGACGUACGCUUCACGCCGCGAUAGACACCAUCAGGGCUAUCAACCAACUUCGAGCUGGAGGUGCCGCAGGCAUGAUGGAUGGUAGACAAUCAGGAGAGCCUCGACGUGGUGCACCACCAGCAAACAUCCCGCAGCCAGCCGAGGAGCCUGAUGAUCCUAUGGAGAUUGACAGCAGAGGGCACGGACACGGACAGACUGAAGAGAUGAUCCGUGAACAGGAGAGAAGGAUCAGAGAGACCCAGCAGGGGCUAUGGGGAAAGCGAUGA
Plenodomus lingam JN3 is the source of this 1191-nucleotide messenger RNA. RefSeq lists its product as uncharacterized. Gene Ontology annotation, molecular function: ATP binding; calmodulin binding; calcium/calmodulin-dependent protein kinase activity. Gene Ontology annotation, biological process: cellular response to oxidative stress; protein phosphorylation. The record is from RefSeq and is a predicted model, not a curated record. Lineage: Eukaryota; Fungi; Ascomycota; Dothideomycetes; Pleosporales; Leptosphaeriaceae.